CUUUGCGCUCCUAUAAAGUAAAGUGCAGGGCGAGCGGCGAACACGAGUCUCAGCUGUAAGCACGCUGCUGCUGCGUGUGUACACCACACGUGCGUGUGUGUGUAGGGCACACGUGUGCGCGUGUGUGUGUGUAGGGCACACGUGUGCGCGCGUGUGUGUGUAGGGCACACGGCCAUAGGUACACGAGUGGACGCGCUUCAUUCUUGACGCCCGACGUAAUCUCCCUCCCUCUCGCGCGUGUGUCAACCAGCGACUCGGUUUACCCAGUGCGACUCCGCGUCUCGAGCGCACAACACGCGUGCGACACGUCGCUUCUUCUCGCAAGCUGCCUCUCUCUCUCUCUCUCCCACCGAGAGGCGCGGGUUGUUAGCAACAGGUAACAAACUCGCCGACAGCCACAGCCAAGGGCAAGCAGCUGGAGAGGCAGAUACAUAGAGAGACACAUACGCAACGGAGAGCCAUGCCAGUCUCGCCGCGGAAGCCGGUGAUGUCCCUGCUGCUGCUGCUGCUGCUGGUGCUGUGUGGGACGAGCUGCGGGGCUCGCCCGGGUGAAGGGGGCCGCUGCCCCCCGCGAUGCCGCUGCCAGGAGGAGCCCCGCGUCCUCAGAGUCGACUGCUCCGAGCUGGGGCUCACGUGCCUCCCCGCGGGCAUCAGCCCGCUCACCACCUUCCUAGACCUGAGCAUGAACAACCUGACGUCACUGAAGCCGUUUGCAUUCAGCCACCUGCCGCUACUGCAAGAACUGCGAUUGGCUGGCAAUGACUUGGCCCAUGUACCCAAGAGCUCCUUUGCAGGACUGGGCAGCUUAAGAGUGCUAAUGCUGCAGAACAACCAGCUGAGGGAGGUGCCCAGAGAGGCCCUGCGAGACACCACGGGGCUCCAUUCUCUACGCCUGGACGCCAACCACCUGACGCGCUUGCCGGCGGGCAGCCUGCGCGGCGUGGCCGGCCUGCGCCACCUGUGGCUGGACGACAACGCGCUGACGGAGGUGCCCGUGGGCCCGCUCAACGAGCUGCCAGCCCUUCAGGCCCUCACGCUCGCCCUCAACCGCAUCGCGCACAUCCCCAACGGCGCCUUCCGCAACCUCUCCGGCCUCGUCGUGCUGCACCUGCACAAUAACCAGAUCCAGAGCCUUGGUGAUCGCUGCUUCAAUGGCCUGCACAACCUUGAGACUCUGGAUCUUAACUACAAUCAGCUCUCUCAGUUCCCAAAGGCCAUCAAAGACCUGCCUAACCUUAGGGAGCUAGCAUUUCACAGCAACAGAAUCGAGAUGAUUCCUGAGCAUGCAUUUCGGAGCAACCCACUCCUCAAAACCAUCCAUUUCUAUGACAAUCCCAUCCGAGUUGUGGGGAAGACUGCGUUCCAGAACCUGGCGGAGCUGCAGACUCUACUGCUCCGUGGGGCUGCUGAAGUCGACUUUCUGCCGAUCCUGAAUGGCACGACGAACCUGGAAAGCCUCACUCUAACUGGGACCAACAUUUCUUCACUUCCCCAAGACUUCUGCAAGCAAAUGCACAAGCUGCAAGUGCUAGACCUGUCUAAUAACCACAUCCAGACUCACAGCCUCCAGGGAUGCCUGGCUCUCGAGGAGAUAUCUCUGCAGAACAACGAAUUGAAAGAAAUUGGGGAAGACACUUUUCAAUACCUCGCCUUUUUGAAAUCACUGGAUCUGAGCGAGAACAACAUCCAAGAGGUCCACCCACACGCCUUCCUCACCCUGCGCGGCCUCGGAAAACUAGACUUGAGUUCCAACGGACUAUCGUGGGUGCCAACGGAAGGGCUGGAGGGACUGGUGCACCUCAAGCUGGGGGGAAACCCCGCACUCAUCCACCUCAACCCCACUCAGCACUUCCCUCACCUCCGGACACUGGAGGUGCCCUUUGCAUACCAAUGCUGCGCUUAUGGCUACUGUGACACGCCUGUCUCUGCACAAAACCAGUGGCUCUCAGACGGAGAGGAUAUCCACAAGAGAGAUGUUCAAACGUACCUUGGCCAACCGGACAUCUACGAUCUGGAUUCUGAUGAGUUCUUCUUGGAGCUGGAGGAUGAUCUCAAAUUACAGCAUACUGUGCAUUGCACACCAACGCCAGGGGCCUUCAAGCCAUGCGAGUACCUGCUGGGCAGCUGGAUGGUGCGCCUGGGCGUGUGGUUCAUCUUCCUGCUCGCCAUCUCGACCAACGCCAUGGUGGCGCUUGCCACGUUCUGCUCGUGCCAGCGGCUCACCUCCCUGCGCCUGCUGCUGGGCCUCCUGUCGCUCGCCAACCUGCUGACGGGCGUUUACAGCGGCGCGAUGGCCGGCCUCGACGCCGCGACCUACGGCCGUUUCGCCGAGUUCGGCGCGCGCUGGGAGACGGGAGUCGGCUGCCGGGCACUGGGAUUCACGGCCGUGUUCGCCUCCGAGUCGUCCAUCUUCCUGCUGGCGGCGGCCGCGCUGGAGCGGGCCCUGAGCGUAGGGCGGCUGUCCAGGCACGGCAAGGCCCCGUCGAUGCUGCCGGCUUGGGUCAUGGCCGGCAUCGUUCUGGCGCUAGCGGUGGCCUUGGCCGCGUUGCCUCUGUUCCACGUCGGCAACUACGGGCAGUCUCCGCUCUGCCUGCCACUUCCCAACGGAGACAGCUCGUCCCUGGCUUACCUUGCCACGUUGGUGUUGCUCAAUUCGCUCGCAUUCCUCAGCAUGGCCAUCACCUACACCUGGCUCUACUGCUCACUGGAGAAGGAAGAUCCACUAGAUCCCAGCGAAGGGGCCAUGGUGAAGCACGUGGCCUGGCUGAUCUUCAUCGACUGCGUACUUUACUGUCCUGUGGCCUUCUUUUCCUUUGCAGGACUGCUACGUUUAGUCCUCGUGGAGCCUGAGGUGCCCAGGACCCUACUUUUACUGCUGUCCCCUCUCCCUGCCUGCCUCAACCCUCUGCUCUACCUGCUCUUCACCCCGCUCGCACGACAGGACCUCAGCCACCUGUGGAAGCGGCUGGUGUGGCGGCACUACCGCGGCCCUGACGACGCCGGCUGCGAUAGCUCCUCCACCAUUUCUGCCGAAGCGACGCAGCUCUCGUCCGACCCGCUGGUGCAGGAGGUCUGGAAGCCCCUGUGGUCACCGGGGGUGCGGCUGGUGCCUUGCCAGCAGAGCAGGCGAGGGGGAGGGAGGGGUUCGUGUGACUCGGCCUACACAGACGAAGAGGGCUCGGUUAUCUCCGACGCCUCGUCCGAGCAGCUGCAAGCCUGCACCCGGGCCUGCUUCUACCAGCCACGGGGGAAGCUGCUGCCCUAAGUGGUGCCGGCAAAUGGACAUGUGCACAACACACGAAAAGCAGGCAGGCAGUGAUGCUACUGCCACUGCCAGACAAGAGCUUCUGACCAUUCAUUCGAGUCAUCUCGUGUUAUGGGAAGCACCAAGAACCGUACAUGCUCGCAUAAGGCACUCUUAUAAAGAAUGCAGAUGUUUUUCCAUCCAUCCUUCCCGACUCCAUUACCACACUUUACCCACCUCCCCUUGCCCAUGUUACCGUCUUGACUAAGUAGACACUUUUACAGAUGUAACCUGAUGUAUAAUCUGCUUGCAAGUAUUUAGUUGAAUGCUAACAGCAUGGGUUAUGUCCAUCCAGUCCAGUGACCGUUGUUAUCUACGACUCACUCAUGAAGGAGAAUCACAAUGGCGAUAGAGAUGAACCGUCUGUGAUUAACAAACAUCAUAACCAUACAAACUAGUGUUGAUGGUGUUUUGUGGAAAAGUUCCAGGUGUUGUAUCUUUUUGUGAAUUUGUGAACUUCAGAAAUCCCGCAUCUAUGUCCACAACUCCCACACUUCUGCUCUACUCUCCCAACUCCACUGGCUCCUUGUCCACUAUUUCUGUUUUUUUAAAUUUCGCACUCUCAUUUAUAAAUCCUUCCACGGUCUUGCCCCAUCAUAUCUUGCUUCUCUCAUCUCUCACUACCCUGUCCCAUCCCGUCCUCCACUCUCCCAAUAUCUACCGUCCUUCUCUGUGCCACCCUCGCCCUGUGCCCAGUCUCGUUGUCCCGUUGCUUUUCCCGUCUUGCUCCCCUACCCUGGAACCAGCACCCACUGCAGCACACGGAGCAAGCAUCCUCACUAACCUGCUUCCACUUUUCCCUUAAAACAACCCCCAUUUCUUCUCCCUUGCCUAUCCUACUGCUACUCCCUGCCCUGGCCCCCCAGCUACGACCAGGCCUACCCCGACCGCUGUCACAAUCCCUAUUCCUACCACAACCCCUAUCACUACCCCUAUCACUACCCCUAUUACUACCCCUAUCACUACCCCUAUUACUACCCCUAUCACUACCCCUACCACUAUUCCUGUCACUACCCUGACCGCUGUCACUACUCCUUAAACACUCCCACCUGUCCUCCUCACUAUCACCCAAACUACACCACCACUUUUAAUAACCCCACUCUUUUUUACCACUAUCAUCUAAUCUACAACUUUGAAUAAGUGUAAAGCGCCUUGGACUAAGGCGCUAUAUGAAUCUAUUUACAUGUUAACACCUCUCGCCCACAAAACCUUGUUAUUGAGACCCCAGUGAUAUUUGCCUUCAUAAAAGAUUAAAAUAAUGGUAUUCGCGGUCUGACUGCAAUCAGCUAGCAGUGUAAUCGAAGGUCACGCUUUGACCUGAAAUUUUUUUUUUCGUGAAAGAAUUGAUAAUAGGGUUGAAAAACUAACUGCAAUACUACCCUUUCAUUUUAAUCAAAGAAAACAUAUUCUGCUUUGAAUAAAUAAUGAUAAAAACCCAAGAUUUUUUCUUCAACAGUUAUUCGAAAGAGCAGGGGGAAAGAAAGGUGGCAUAAUAUGGAAAACGACAGAUUGCAACGUUGACAUUCAACAGUGCAGUGAAGCAAAACGUUCAUAAUUUGACAUUAAUCACUUUUCAUCUGGCAGAUAUUACUUGAUAAAUAUACCGUUCAAAAACAAGCCAAAUUAAUUCUGAAUAAAGUAUGUAAAGAAGAUUCAUGCAAUACACAUUUCACAUUUUAGUUGGUAUGUCAAUUUGCUUAACACGACAUUGUUCUUAUGUUGGCAAUCUGUUACUGCUGCGUCUGCUGCUCUAAAACCACGUUGAUACGAACGUUUGGGCAAACCUUUUGCAAUCACCCAUUUCCAACACCGAUAUGUGGUGUAUAAACAACAGUUCAUAAUUUUAAUAUCCUCACUCUGCUGCGUUCAAUUCACAAUGUUCAAAUGAUUAUUUAAGGACACAUUUGAUAAACAAUGCAAGUUUAACCGUGGUAUUUUUAAAAUAUAUAUUUUGUUAUCAUAUACUGAUACUUGGUCGAGUAAGCAGCCGGAUAUAACCUUUGUUUAAAAAAUACCACUGUAAAAGCAUUGUAUGGGGAUGAUCAUAAACUCACCAACAAUAGUUAGGUUAACAUCUAUAAAGAGUGAGGAGGGGACUGUUUGAAAACCUUUCUGACAGCCGUGGCUAACAAUACAAGCAAUCGGAGUGUACGUUAGAGAUAACAGCAUGCUUAAAAUGUUUGUAUCUGUGCCUGUCCACUUGAGACUCAAUAGGUGUUGUAUUGUGGGAUGAAUGCAGAUCCAGACAUGACCAUUUGUCCACGCCUCAUUACCUAAUCACGUUAUUCACCAACAUCACUGGAAAACCUUCAAGAGGAAACAUGACUGCAACUGACACCACAGGCUUACACAUAUUGGCCGAAUACACAUUUGCAAAUAACUCGCACUCGUUUUUACGAAUUGGGUGAACACUAUCUCCAGUAACCUGGACAUUCUGUGUAUUAGACCACCACAAUAUGUAGAAUUGGAGCUUAGUUGUUGUCUAGAAUGUAUAGCAAAUUAACCUAAUUUAUUUUAGCUUCGGAAGCACGAGAUAAAGGCUACUCUUCUGAAGUCCAGCGGGCUGAAUAGUACCAUCGUGGAAGAAGGCAUUCUUCCUUGGAAACACUAAAUGUCAUGUAAAGUGAACGCUUUUAGCCAUGUUUCUUAUCAGACAAGCUUCUUUGCUGUGAGAAGCACAUUUUUGCUGGAGUGGAUCAGAUAUCGGGAAGUUUGGAAAAUUGCUAAAACUUGUGCAACGGUAAGACCAGUUAAACAGCCAUAUUUUGGGGGGAAUGGUUUAUCUCUGGCUUAAUUGCUAAAUACGUUAUAUUAUCCCCAGUGCUAUCUUGGCUGGAGUGCAUUCCACAAACAACUGGUUAUUUAAACAGAACAGUUAUCAAUUGUGCAAUACAUUGCCGAAUUAUGAAAAAAAUAAUCAUAAGUGAUUCUCAGCAAGGUCUUAACUGACAUACAAGGAGUUAUGAAGGCAGCAUAGUAACAACAGAACGCUCUUACCAGUAUACUUUUAAUGGAUUUAAAAUUAAACUAUAUUUUAGGAAGUGCAUAUCUCCAGGAAAAUGUAAGCAAAGUCUAUAUGGGUACAGUAUAUUUUUUAUAUACAUAUUGAAAUUUAACUGUACUAACUUGUAUUUAUUUUCAUGGUUGAGUGAGUAUACCCAUUGUUACAAUUGUGGGGUAUAGUGCAACAGAGUGCUUUACAGUUACCAUAUUACAUACACAGUAAAGUCUAUAUUAAAUGUAAAUCACAGAUUGAUUUAAAAGCAUGCAAUAUAAAGGGAACUGCUGUGAUGUUUUUUUUGUUUUAUUUUGUUUAAAAAAAACAUGCUGGCUAUAUCUACUCUUUGCCCGUUAUGAUAGCGUGUAUAUACCGUGUAUUUAUUCAAAUGUAGAGACUCCUAAGAUUGUUGAUAAUUUGAGGGAUGUACAGACUCAGUCCUCUGCUAGCCUUUGUGCUGUGAUUGCUAAAGGAUGCUGUAGAUGACUACAUUAAAAAAGAGAUGAUCUAUUGUCUAUAUAUUAAUAUUCAGUGAACCGUAUCCUAUUUUGUUUUCAGAAAUCGUUUCUGGCAUUUUGUAUUUUGUUGAAGUGACAUGGGCCUUUAUAUUACAUUGAAAAUAAACUUUUAAAAAAUC
This is a messenger RNA of Lethenteron reissneri (Far Eastern brook lamprey), 6939 nucleotides long. RefSeq names its product leucine-rich repeat-containing G-protein coupled receptor 5-like. Gene Ontology annotation, molecular function: G protein-coupled peptide receptor activity; protein binding; protein-hormone receptor activity. Gene Ontology annotation, cellular component: plasma membrane. The record is from RefSeq and is a predicted model, not a curated record. Lineage: Eukaryota; Metazoa; Chordata; Hyperoartia; Petromyzontiformes; Petromyzontidae. Gene Ontology annotation, biological process: activation of adenylate cyclase activity; hormone-mediated signaling pathway; adenylate cyclase-activating G protein-coupled receptor signaling pathway.